UCCAUCGCGACAUUGUGCAAAUGCGCAAUAUCACCUAACGUUGCUUGCACAUCCGUCAUCUCAUUUGCUUCAUCUCUCCGUUUCUCUAUUGAUGCCUGUCAUUUGAGUAUUCACUCACUUGACGGGGAAAAAAUCCCAAUAAAAAUGGCAUGAUGCGUCGGCGGUCGCGAUAAUGCCCCCGCUCAAACAAAACACGUUCUUGGUCUUGCCCAACGCCCCGCCAAAUCCCUUCACCCAUGGAGCGCCACCGCCGGUUGAUAGCCUGCCAGGGCAGCCUAUUAUGACCUCUAAACAGGCUCGAAAGAGUUACAAUGAGAGGACCAGAGGUCAGAAGCGGUCAAAGGCAGAGCAGCGCGAAUGGGAGCGCGCGGAGCAGGAGCGCAUCCGUAAAGAGUUGGAAAAGGAGCAGAAUGCCACCAAGGCCCGCGCCGCCAGGGAGAGGAAAAAGGCCAAAGACCAGGCCGUCCUAGAACAGAAGAAGAAGCAAGGUCUUCCACUGGUAAGCGUAAGGCCUAGCCAGGACACCAUUGCGAGGUUUGUCCGGAAGGGCAACAAGCGCGAGAGGGAACCGGAGCAGGUGGCGCCAGAGGCGAAGCAAGAUGAUGAGGGAGGUAUCCAUGAAGCGGGUGGUAAUUCAAAGUCCCCCAGUGGAACUCAUAAGCGACCGCGUCUGAGCAUCAUCGAGGAACUGGAUGUCGAGGAGGGUCAUGCUGAUCCCCCACCAAUCAGCCCAAGUAUUAGUAUUAAAAGGAUACCACAAUCGCCACCUAAAGCUCUGGGAUCCGGUUCCCAUUCAAAUCGACCAUUGAAAUCCCAGGAGGAUACUCCAACUACUAUUGCCGAGCCUGCAAUUAUUUCAGUGUCACCUCCACAGCAUACAUCACAAGCCCUAAAGAUCUCGAAGGAUCCUACUCGGGCGAGUGAAUCAGUGGUCGACACUGUUUCGCUGCUCGACGAUGGUAUCAACACUGCUAUGGAGGCUUCGGCCAACACGGAUAAGAUUGUGUCUCAAGACAAAUCGACUUUGCCGAAUAAAGCACACAUACCGAGUGUCGACAGGAUGCCUCAGGAGAAACCGUCAGUGCUUGGUCGGAUGGAUGAAACCACCGAGUAUUCAUCUCGCCCAGUACCACCUGCUGCUGCUGCUGUACCAAUCAAUAAAACGACAAGCGUGGCGCCCAAUCCGGGCCAUUCCGCAUUCUCUGACCGUGAAAAGUCCAGACCUUCCAAGCUGAAGUUCUCGACUGCUAGUAAUAUUAACCACAAGGCUUCUACUUCUACGUCCGCGCCUGUUCCCAAGGUCAAACAAACAUCGAUGGGACCGCCACCAGUUCCUUCAGCUCGGAAACCAUUAGUGCAAGUCCCUCGGGAUGCUGCCGUUAAGCAGUCACAAGCCUGCUCCAAGCCCGAACAUCCAAUCCCUAACCCCGUGGCUAAAGUUACGGCGGUCCCAUAUCCACAACCGCCAGCACAACCAGAGCCCAUGCCACCAAGCAGUACUCAGAAUUUUCUGGAAACUUACUUCCUGGAUAUGAUGCCGACUCCGUCUCAGGAAGAAAGGGAACUUUGUGGCGACGAAAAUACCAAGCCAGGACUCAUGGGUCCUCCCCCAAGGCCUAUGCCUCCUAACCUGAAUUCCAUGCAUUCUCGGUCGAGAUCCUUCCAGAGUCACAGUACUCCCAAAAUGCCCCCAAUCAAUGAUCGCAAUCCUAAAAACUCAAAGCAAAAAUUUGCCCCGCCCCCGGUGCCUCGCUGGAUACAUGGGCAUGGCCCACAACCGCGAGGAGGCCAGACAAGCGCGAGACCUACCGUCAACGCAAAUAGAUUAUCGAAUCAUCCCACGCCAGUCGUCAAAGCGCAACAGCCAGUUGUAACAGAUCUGAGCUUUCUCUCUACUCAGGACGUCAUGAUGUCAACGCAAGAUGUGUUGGAAGUCGAGGAGCCUACUAUUAGUGUCCCUAAAAAGGCCACCCAUACAGGAGCCCCAAAGUUCCUCAGGCAGCACACAUCGGUCAAGUCCGAUACUAAACAGACAUCCGCAUCCUUGAAUCCGAAGUCGGCCAUCGUAUCAAAAUCACUAGCCAAGAGCAAAGAAGCACCUUCUACUAGACCCUCGGCCUUAUUUUCUCAGUCCAGGGCAAGCCAACCACGAAGGGAUCCCAAAAUGAGCAUUGAGGACCUGUUUGAUUCACACGACCACAAAACUUCUCUGGCAAAGAACGUCGGACCUCGUAACUCGCAGUCCACAUCGGUCGCUCGCUCUCAAGAACCCACUGGCGCACUAGGUGGAAAACAUGUGCCAGAUCAGCCCAAUCUCCAGGAGCAAACCGCUCCUUCACAGUCUGCUCAACAGGACCCAUUUCCAAUUCCAUCGGCGGGGGCGGAUGACAACGCUCCUAGAGCUACCAGUGGCUCUACAGACUCGGAGGCCCCGGACUCGCAAGGGCGCCCACGGUACUUCACAUCCAGUUGCACCAACAUCCGCAUAGGACUGGCGACUUUAGAGAGCAUGCGAACUUUUGAGGCAGAGCAGCGCAAACGAGAAGAGCAGUCAAAAAAGCGAGAGGCCAGAGCCUUGCUUGCCAAGGAGAAGCAGCAGGCUGCGGGGCAACAGAGGCGCACAGAUACAGCGCUGCUGGCAGUGAAUUCUUUUAAUCCCGACCGAACAGCGACUGGCUUACACAGAGAUACAAAUACAAGCAUUCCUCAGUCGACAGGAGUGGCCGGACAACAAGAAGAGCUUGAUGAAUUUGCCAACGACCUGGUUUUUACCCUCAGUCAGGAGGAAAUCGAGAUCGGGGGAGGCGUUGCUCCUCUCAACAGCCAGACGUUGCGCAGGUUUUCGUCAGGACCGAGACCACCACUGGCAUCAACUCAGGAGACAGAUUAUGGUGAUCUUGACAUUGGCGAAAGUCUGGCUAUAUUGGAAGCCGAAAACUUAUAGUGAGGACGAUAUGAUGCCAUGACGAAUGACUCUGUAUUGAAUAAGAAUAGACAUAUACCCAGUUCUGAAUUUGAGCUAUUUUUACUGCAA
Molecule: messenger RNA, 3034 nt
Organism: Pyricularia oryzae 70-15
Lineage: Eukaryota; Fungi; Ascomycota; Sordariomycetes; Magnaporthales; Pyriculariaceae
Exons: 1
Coding region: 173-2944 (923 amino acids)
Source: RefSeq, a predicted model, not a curated record